Messenger RNA from Platichthys flesus (European flounder), 1464 nucleotides. RefSeq names its product green-sensitive opsin-like. Gene Ontology annotation, molecular function: G protein-coupled receptor activity. Gene Ontology annotation, cellular component: membrane; photoreceptor outer segment. The coding region runs from base 1 to 1059 and encodes 352 amino acids. The transcript has 5 exons. The record is from RefSeq and is a predicted model, not a curated record. Gene Ontology annotation, biological process: phototransduction; visual perception; G protein-coupled receptor signaling pathway. NCBI's taxonomy places the organism in Eukaryota, Metazoa, Chordata, Actinopteri, Pleuronectiformes, Pleuronectidae.
AUGACCUGGGACGGAGGAAUCGAGCCCAAUGGCACCGAGGGCAAGAACUUCUACAUCCCCAUGUCCAACAGGAGUGGGGUCGUCAGAAGUCCCUUUGAGUACCCUCAGUAUUAUUUGGCAGAUCCCAUCAUGUACAAGCUUCUCGCCGUCUACAUGCUCUUCCUGAUCUGCACUGGAACCCCCAUCAAUUGUCUGACGCUGCUGGUCACGGCUCGGAACAAGAAGCUCAGACAACCUCUCAACUACAUCCUGGUCAACCUGGCCGUGGCCGGACUCAUCAUGUGCUGCUUCGGAUUCACCAUCACCUUCAUCACUGCCAUCAACGGUUACUUCGUCCUCGGGGUCACUGCCUGUGCUUUGGAAGGAUUAUUGGCCACCCUUGGCGGUCAGGUUUCUCUCUGGUCUCUGGUCGUCCUGGCUGUUGAGAGAUACAUCGUCAUCUGCAAACCCAUGGGGAGCUUCAAGUUCACCGGAAGUCACGCGGCAGCUGGAGUCAUUUUCACCUGGAUCAUGGCUUUUGCUUGUGCUACGCCACCUCUUUUUGGUUGGUCCAGGUACAUCCCCGAGGGCAUGCAGUGCUCCUGCGGCCCCGACUACUACACUCUGGCCCCCGGCUUCAACAAUGAAUCAUUCGUCAUCUACUUGUUUGUCGUCCACUUCACGGCUCCUGUCUUCACAAUUUUCUUUACUUAUGGAAGCCUCAUUCUGACAGUCAAAGCCGCUGCAGGCCAGCAGCAGGAUUCAGAGUCCACUCAGAAGGCUGAGAGGGAGGUGACACGCAUGUGCUUCCUGAUGGUCAUUGGCUUCCUGGUAGCUUGGGUACCAUAUGCAACUUUCGCAGCCUGGAUCUUCAUAAACAAGGGGGCCACCUUUACUGCCCUGACCGCAACCAUCCCCGCCUUCUUCGCUAAGAGCUCAGCCUUGUACAACCCCGUGAUCUACGUGCUGAUGAACAAACAGUUCCGUAGCUGCAUGCUGAGCAGUAUUGGAAUGGGCGGCAUGGUGGAGGAUGAGGCAUCAGUGUCUGCCAGCAAGACAGAGGUGUCCUCUGUAUCUUAAGGGUGAUGACGCCCUCUCAUCUGUGGACAUUUUCAUUACUGAUUGGUGUCCAGAUUUGAAAAGAUCCCACGUUACGCCAAAUGGAUUUCUGGAUUUGGUGAAUGGGAAAAAAGGGAUGCCACCUCAUCUGUUGAUAUGUAUAAACAAACAUCUGUGAAGGGCUUGUACAGCCUUUGAGUGGGCGUGUGUGUGUGAGAGUGGGUGAACUCUGUUUCUUUGUAAAGCACGUGAUGACACUCUAAAAACACCUAAACUCUCAAGUUGAACUGCGAAUUAGCUGAGAUGUGACAACACUUUCUGUUGUCAUGAAUUCGUUAUCAUACAUGGUGUAUUUACAUCGUUUGAGAGGGCAUUUUUGGAAUUAUUUGCAUGUAUUUCAUGAAAAAGAAAAAAAAAAUGUAGGUA